This is a messenger RNA of Botrytis byssoidea, 270 nucleotides long. RefSeq lists its product as uncharacterized. NCBI's taxonomy places the organism in Eukaryota, Fungi, Ascomycota, Leotiomycetes, Helotiales, Sclerotiniaceae. Bases 1 to 270 code for a protein of 89 amino acids. The record is from RefSeq and is a predicted model, not a curated record. The transcript has a single exon.
AUGGCGGCCUUUUUGGGAGAGUCAUAUGAGCGUUUCUCCGUUCGUCUGCCAUAUUCCGAUAGUAAGAAAACGCAAUACCUGGAUGAGUAUAUGGAAGUUGGAAAAAAAGACCCAGAAACAGGAGAACUUACGCUGUUCAUCUUUUCAAAAGAAGAGAAGUUUGGUCUAGAAGUCACCCUAAAUGCAGGCUUUAACCACGGAUAUUAUGAUGGUGUUAUGGUAAAGCUAUCAGAUGUCAAUUCCGGGGAUGUUAUUUGGCAGAAGAAAUAG